This is a messenger RNA of Ceratitis capitata (Mediterranean fruit fly), 809 nucleotides long. RefSeq names its product seminal metalloprotease 1. The coding region runs from base 27 to 794 and encodes 255 amino acids. The record is from RefSeq and is a predicted model, not a curated record. Lineage: Eukaryota; Metazoa; Arthropoda; Insecta; Diptera; Tephritidae. The transcript has 2 exons. Gene Ontology annotation, biological process: proteolysis. Gene Ontology annotation, molecular function: metalloendopeptidase activity; zinc ion binding.
UUCAUCAGUAGUUGAACCCAGACAUAAUGAGCUCGCACGCGCUUGUAAUUUUCAUUCUUUACUUCGCUGUGAGCGCCCUUUGUGUGCCUUUUGAACUGAGUGAAGAUGAAGUUUUGGACAGACAUGAAGAAUCAGGCGGUUUCUAUGAAGGCGACAUGGACAUAGAGCAAGAAGAGCGCAAUGGAUUGCUUGCGGAAAGCAAACGUUGGCCAAAUAAUGUUGUCUACUAUAGAAUAAACGAAACUUUCGAUGCCGCGCAUGUCGGACACAUUUUGCGCGGCAUGCAAAUGAUUGAAGAGGUGUCUUGCAUACAAUUUAAACCAGCGCCGGAUGAUAUCGAAACGUAUAUCCAUGUAAUCGGCGAGCCCACCGGCUGUCACAGUAAAGUCGGUUACCUCGGCAAAUUGCAAACGGUAAACCUACAAAUUGAUCCACUCGAUAAAGGUUGCUUUCGUUUGGGCACGAUUAUCCACGAACUGCUACAUUCGCUCGGUUUUCAUCAUCAACAAAGCACUUGGAAUCGCGAUGAGUUUGUCAUAAUAGCAGAGGAGAACAUAAAAGAGGGUAAGGAGGGGAAUUUCAAGAAAAGGGAUGCAACUGUAGUUAGUGAUUUUGACACAGAAUACGAUUAUGGCAGCGUCUUGCAUUAUAGUGCUAAGGCAUUCUCUAAAAAUGGUGAAGACACAAUUAUACCUUUGAAGGUGACAGACACUGUGAUUGGUCAGCGUUUGGGCAUGUCGCGUACGGAUAUUGAUAAAUUGAAUGUUAUGUAUAAAUGUCCAAUAAAAAUUUAAAUGGAAAAUACAAAA